AUGCCCGUCGGCUUGGAUGAUAUCCCUGCUGAAAGAGUAUGUCAAGACACCGAAUACAAACAUGGGGUAGUAAAUGAACGGAAUGGGCUUGGUCCAUCAACCAGCAAAGAACUCAUCGCCAGUGCAAAACCCAUCGAGCCUGUCUAUAACGGGGAUGAUCUAUUGGCCACCCAGGGACUCAUCCCAGCUGAAAAGUCCAUCGCCGCUGGACAACCUGCUACCACUGAACAAUCCCAUGUUGCUAAAACACCUGUCGAAUCAUUAGAUGGCCUCCUCAAGCCUCAAGGCCCAACCGGGUCAUCCUUGUAUUCAACUGAUGAGCUUGUUGAGCAUGGACUGGCGCAAGUACAUCCCUCAAAUCGUCACACUGAGAUUGCCAAUCGCAAUGGUCUUCUAGCUUGGCAAUCUGACUACCUCAAAGAGGCACUGUCCUGCUUGACUGUCUUUGGGAUAACUCACUUUGUUUUUUGGCAUGGAUUUCCCGAAUCAAGAGAAUACUUCCUCGACCCCUCUAAGAAGGUCUUCUUGAACGGCUCUCUGAAGUUUUGGACUUACUGCAUGAUCAGUUACUGUAUCAACUAUGUAUCUUGA
Puccinia graminis f. sp. tritici CRL 75-36-700-3 is the source of this 591-nucleotide messenger RNA. RefSeq lists its product as uncharacterized. The record is from RefSeq and is a predicted model, not a curated record. Bases 1 to 591 code for a protein of 196 amino acids. The transcript has 2 exons. NCBI's taxonomy places the organism in Eukaryota, Fungi, Basidiomycota, Pucciniomycetes, Pucciniales, Pucciniaceae.